This is a messenger RNA of Polypterus senegalus (gray bichir), 3073 nucleotides long. RefSeq names its product plastin-3. Gene Ontology annotation, cellular component: actin filament; cytoplasm; actin filament bundle. The transcript has 16 exons. Lineage: Eukaryota; Metazoa; Chordata; Cladistia; Polypteriformes; Polypteridae. The record is from RefSeq and is a predicted model, not a curated record. Gene Ontology annotation, molecular function: actin filament binding; calcium ion binding. Gene Ontology annotation, biological process: actin filament bundle assembly; actin filament network formation. The coding region runs from base 307 to 2187 and encodes 626 amino acids.
AGUGGGUGGGAGAAGUUCAAGUUUGUGGCUUUUUCCUAUUUUUGUGGCGCUUUCAAGCUGGAAGAGGAAAGGGGGAAGUUUUAGGGUGGAUAACUGGAGCCUGCCUGGUAAAAGACAGAGAGGAGAGGAGGCGAGGCGAGGAAAAGUGGUGAGUUUCGUGCAUGGAAGCAUGAAAAGAAGUCCCCUGGUUGCUGGAAAACAAACAUCGUUGCCCGGCGUAUUAGUGACGAAGAGGCUCUCGCGCACUUGUGUGUUCGAAAACGUGGAAUCCAGUAUUUGUAAGGUGUAGCCAGAAAGAACCUUGAGAUGGCAAGCAAGAUUUCCAAAGACGAGCUCCAAGAACUUAGAGAAGCUUUUGAGAAAGUUGAUCUCAAUGGUAAUGGCUUCGUUUCUGAUUAUGAACUCCAUGAACUAUUCAGAGAAGCAAAUCUUCCACUUCCUGGUUAUAAAGUGAGAGAAAUAAUUCAAAGACUGAUGACGGAGGGAGACAAAGACAAGGAUGGCAAAAUUAGCUUUGAUGAGUUUGUUUCUAUUUUCCAUGAGCUUAAGAGCAGUGAUAUUGCUAAAACAUUCCGUAAAGCCAUCAACCGAAAAGAAGGGAUUUUAGCCAUUGGGGGAACUUCAGAGUUAUCCAGCGAGGGAACCCAGCAUUCAUUCUCAGAGGAAGAGAGAUAUGCAUUUGUCAACUGGGUAAAUAAAGCCUUGGAAAAUGACCCAGACUGUAAACACGUCAUUCCAAUGAAUCCAAAUACAGAUUCAUUGUUUAAGGCUGUUGGUGAUGGCAUUGUACUAUGUAAAAUGAUUAAUCUUUCUGUACCUGAUACCAUUGAUGAGAGAGCAAUAAACAAGAAGAAACUGACACCAUUUACCGUACAGGAAAAUCUCAACUUGGCAUUAAAUUCUGCAUCUGCUAUUGGCUGCCACGUUGUCAACAUUGGUGCCUUCGACUUGAGAGAAGGGAAGCCUCAUUUGGUUUUAGGUUUGCUGUGGCAGAUUAUUAAGAUUGGUCUUUUUGCUGAUAUUGAACUUAGCAAAAACGAAGCUUUGGUUGCCUUGCUUCGUGAUGGUGAGAGCCUUGAAGAUUUGAUGAAACUUUCCCCUGAGGAGCUGCUCCUGAGAUGGGCAAACUUUCAUUUAGAAAAUGCAGGCUCGCACAAGAUUAACAACUUCAGCUCUGAUAUAAAGGAUUCAAGGGCUUAUUUCCACCUACUAAAUCAGAUUUCACCUAAAGGAACAAAAGAAAAUGAAACACGCAUUGAUAUUAACAUGUCUGGCUUUAAUGAGAAAGAUGAUUUGAAGAGAGCAGAGUUCAUGCUGCAACAAGCAGAUCGACUGGGCUGUAGGCAGUUUGUUACUCCAACUGAUGUGAUCAGUGGAAACCCCAAACUUAAUUUGGCAUUUGUUGCCAAUCUAUUUAACAAAUACCCAGCAUUAACAAAACCAGAAAAUCAAGAUAUUGACUGGAAACUUCUUGAAGGUGAGACACGUGAAGAAAGAACCUUCCGUAACUGGAUGAAUUCUUUAGGUGUAAAUCCGCACGUCAAUCACUUGUAUGGAGACCUUCAAGAUGCCUUGGUUAUCUUACAGCUUUAUGAAAAAAUUAAAGUUCCAGUUGAUUGGAACAAGGUUAACAAACCCCCAUAUCCAAAACUUGGAGCAAACAUGAAAAAGCUGGAAAAUUGUAACUAUGCAGUUGACUUGGGUAAACAUCCAGCAAAAUUUUCCCUUGUGGGUAUUGGUGGACAAGACCUGAAUGAUGGUAAUCCAACAUUGACCUUGGCCUUAGUGUGGCAGCUAAUGAGACGAUAUACUUUAAAUGUACUGGAGGACCUUGGUGAAGGAGAGAAAGUUAAUGAUGAAAUCAUUGUCAACUGGGUCAAUAAAACGCUGUCUGCAGCUGGCAAGAAAACAAAAAUUCUAAACUUUAAGGACAGAGACAUUAGCACAAGUUUGGCAGUGGUGGACUUGAUUGAUGUCAUCCAGCCGGGCUGUAUCAAUUAUGAAUUAGUUAAAACUGGCAAUCUUACACCGGAGGACAAACUUGAAAAUGCAAAAUAUGCAGUCUCAAUGGCUCGAAGGAUUGGAGCUAGAGUUUAUGCUCUGCCAGAUGAUCUAGUAGAAGUGAAGCCCAAAAUGGUCAUGACAGUCUUUGCGUGUUUGAUGGGAAGAGGAAUGAAGAAGGUGUAAAUGCUGCCUCUCCUUUUGCAAAAUAACAUCUCACAAAUAAGCCGUUUGCUGGUUAAAAGGCUUUGAUAAUGGAAUUCCUAUAGCUAUCCUUUAUACAUUUCAUAACAGACUGGAAUUAUAAUUGGGUGCUUGGAGAGAAGGAAGCUGUAUAAAUAAUUAUCAUUAUUCUCCCAGGUGGCUAUGGUUUAUUCUACUUAGGUACACAUUGAAAUGCAUUCAUAUCAUGAGACAGAAUUGCCAAGUACUUCUUUUUAAUAAUUAAAAAAACCUUUAAAUAUCUUUGUACAGUUUUCUUAUCUUGAGCAAUAUUGGUUUGCAAGCAAAGGUUAUUUGAACAACAGUUGUACAAAAAUUGGAGUGUUUAGCAAGGUCUAUUUAAAGGGGGAAGAUCAUAAUACAAUAUUUUUAUAAAGCUGUUACUCAGUGCCUUCUCUUUUUGACAUUAUCAUAUCAUUUAGUAUCAUUCAAACAGUUUGGCUGUUUAAAAUGUACACUUUUACUAAAAUGCAAUGUGCACAUUCCACACAGACAUGUUACAUUCCAUACAUAUGAAAGCAUUUUAAUAUGUAUCUUAAGUAUAAUCAUUUAUACUCUGACAUGCUUUUUACACUAAAGUAUGCAUGAACAAUCUUUGCAUUUUUUAUUUAAAACCUCUUAGGAUAAAGCAUUUUAUGACAAGUGUAAAGUCCAGAUGGUUUGGGAGCGGGGUCUGGAUGUUAACGGAUUGAAACACCAAUACUUGGACUGCAGAGAAAAUGUGUAGUUUUGGAGGAAGUGUGUUUGAAAUUUUUGAAUAAGACUGCUAAGUAAAACCAAUCCACUCUAAGGGAAACUUAUAACUUGGUAAAAAGUAGCUAAACACAAUAAAAGUCUUAUUUACAGCAAA